Messenger RNA from Carya illinoinensis, 771 nucleotides. RefSeq lists its product as uncharacterized. NCBI's taxonomy places the organism in Eukaryota, Viridiplantae, Streptophyta, Magnoliopsida, Fagales, Juglandaceae. The record is from RefSeq and is a predicted model, not a curated record. The transcript is spliced from 4 exons. Bases 1 to 771 code for a protein of 256 amino acids.
AUGGUGAGAUCUAUGAAGUUUCGUGGGGGCCGAGUCAGACAAGGUAGAGUAGAGAUAUGUCACAGUCCAAUACCAGAAGCACCCUUGCCUCCUCAAACCAGGUUGCGGGACGAGCUGGAGUCAAAUGAUGAAACUCAAGAUAUAGGAGCUGCUGCCGCACAAGAGGCUAUGGGUGGAGAUGUCGUUGGAGAGGGGCAAACUACUACAGAUCCACCUAGGAAGAAAAGAGGUCGAGGGCCUGCGAAGGGCACACUAUUUGAAAGAAUGAGGAAAGUGGGCAAGAUACCUCUGGUAAUUCAAGAUGGUCAUCGAGGGCCAUCUUGCGAGAAUGCAUCUAUAUUCACUGGCCGGCUAACAGACAUCAUUAAAAUACAUGCUGACAUGAGGCAUGCUAGUUGGAGUUAUGUACCCGAAGCUGAAAAGCAAGAGCUGAUUGAUCGUGUGAGGGCACAUUUUCUACUGGAUUGGACAAGAGACAACCACCGGGAAAUGGUUGUGCAACAUUUGGCCGACAAGUAUAAUGCAUUUCAUUAUGCAUUACACAAAGUGUAUAAUAAAUAUGCCUCACAUGAAGAGGCACUACGUGGUGGGACAGACAAGGUGGACAAACAAGUAUGGGAAAAAUUGUGUGAAAGGUGGGCAAGUGCCACAUUCAAGGAGAAGUCGAAAAGAAAUAUUUCAAAUAGGCAAAAGCUGAAGGUUGCGCACACCGGUGGUCGCAAAUCGUUUAUUCGAAUUUUAGAGGAGAAGGUUUGUGAUACAAGUACAUAA